Molecule: messenger RNA, 4313 nt
Organism: Asterias rubens (European starfish)
Lineage: Eukaryota; Metazoa; Echinodermata; Asteroidea; Forcipulatida; Asteriidae
Product: WD repeat-containing protein 47-like
Exons: 10
Coding region: 216-3059 (947 amino acids)
Molecular function (GO): protein binding
Source: RefSeq, a predicted model, not a curated record
UGAAUGAUGGCGGCGCCCUAACUGAAUAAUUUGUCAUCGGCAAAGAAUCAUUGAAAUUCGAUCAAAUUGAGGAGUGUUUUUAAAGAAAUUAUGUUUUCUAUAUACAAAUGAAGUUAUCCGGAACAACAUACGAGGCUGCUUUCAAUUGAAAAAAAACAAAAAAAAACAUUGUAUUUUCUAAAGUUAAACUUGUCUGCGACAGACUCAUUGCAAUCAUGCCACCAUCAGUGAAAGUCAUUGUGAAAGAGCCAGACGUUUUGAAGCUGGUGUUGGAUUUCUUAAGCUCCAGGGAACUUUACAUGUCCAUGAGAUCUCUGGAAAGAGAAAGUGGCGUCGUUAACGGGCUGUACUCCGACGAUGCCCUCUUCCUGAGAAAUCUUAUUCUGGAUGGACAAUGGGACGACGUCUUGGAGUUUAUCCAGCCUCUGGAGAGCAUUGAGACGUUUGACUGUAAAAGUUUCCGAUUCCAGAUCUUGAAACAUAAGUUCCUUGAGAUGCUCUGUAUGAAAGAUGAUCUGCAGCAUCUUCAGAUGGAGAUUUCCAGCGAUGAAGUCGUGGCGUGUUUGAAUGAAUUAGAGCCUCACUGCCCGACGAAAGAAGACUACAGUAACUUAUGUUUGCUCCUUACUCUACCGAGAUUGACAGAUCAUGCCGCUUAUAAGAACUGGAAUCCGAGCACGGCUCGAGUGCAGUGUUUCCAAGAUGCUUAUCAAUUGGUGGCUAGAUUCCUACCAGCUGAUAAGAACUUGGAGUUGAGCGACCACACAGCGAGUAAAGACCGCCUCGUUCAGCUUCUUAUCAAAGGUCUCGUCUUUGAAUCCUGUGUGGAUUUCUGCCAACAGAGGGCCACAGCCAAGGAUGUCCAGGAUGCAACUCUACGAGGGAUGCUGACUGGCACCGACGCCGACGACGCAGAUUUGAGUUUGUUGUCAUGGUUACAGAGCAUUCCACCCGCAACGUUCAGUUGUCCGUUCGAGCAGAAGUCUUUAGAAGUGGCGGUGGAGAGAAUAACGAAACCAAGCGCGUCGUGGUCGGAGCAAAUCAUGACCCCUAUGACCCCUACGCCAAGCAGCAAGCAGCGCGGCUACCCAUCCCCGUCCCCGUCGACGCCCAUCUUGUACCGUAACCGUCCGUGGUCGGCGGGUUCCUCCCGUGGCUUAUCGCAGUCUUUGACACCUACCCUGGAAGCAGUUAUCUCCAACCAAGCCAAGAGAAGAGAUGAAAGCCCUAAUCAAGAGUUGAACAAUAUGUCCAGGUCGAUGGGGAAUGUCCAUUUAUCGGGAGGGGUGUCUGGUGGACCAAUGAAUACCUUGGCUACUGUUACUGAAGAUGUAGAGAGGAUGCCAGGUCAAGGGUCACUGAGAGCUAAAAGUCCACAGAAGACUGGAAGCCCGAGGUUUGUUCAGCAAGAGGCGCCAACAAACUCCAGUAACGAUGUAUACGCUGAAUUUGUCGCAUCCAAAGCGCAAUUCCAGCAGGAUCUCGACAGACAGGAGAAACAUCGUCAACAACUUCAGCAGCUGUUGUCGAGUAACCAUGGAAACAGCGCGGCGGGAGAUGCUGCUCAUCUACACGGAUCGAGGGAGAGUUUAGGAUCACUAUCCAAAAUGUCGCCAGAGUUUACGAAAACAGAGCCAACUCAGACAACUCCUUUGUACCCAACCAGUAACAUGAAACGCCUCCACCACCCAGUGGGCGUCUUUUCAAGCACUCCCAAGACCAAUCGCUUCGACCCCACGGCGACGCCGGAGCCCGAAGCCUCCCCCGUUCUUUCUAAAAACUCUUACCCACACUCCUCUUACACUAACCCGUGUGAAUCAAUGGAGAAUAUUGACCCCGUCCGACGCCUCGAUACCUCGCUGGGUGAAGUCUUGGCUCCGGGUGGGAACCUUAUGAACGUAACUUAUCUUAGUCCGAGUCUUACUUCUACUACUCAUCAAAAAGAAAACAGUUCUGUUGGUCAUAAUGUAGAACUGCAUAACAGACAGCCGGUUGCUGAAAAUCUUAGAAAGUUAGCGGGUGAGAAUUUGACUGGCAGCCCAGGCUGGAUGAACAGGGACCAAGACAAGAAAAGUCCCAGCUAUGUCGCCGUCACUACUCUAGAGGAUGUUCAAGCCAUACGGGCUGUGACCUUUGACCCGACAGGGUCGUUGUAUGCAGUCGGGGCCAACUCUAAGACUCUUCGGGUUUGCUCAUAUCCUGAUGUAUCACGAGUAAGAGAGGGAGAACCGAAGCAGCCCACUGUGCUGUUCAAACGAACCAGGCACCACAAGGGAUCUAUUUACUGUGUUGGUUGGAGCCCCUCUGGGAAUCUAAUAGCCACUGGAUCUAAUGAUAAACUCAUCAAGCUUGUCAGGUUUGAUGCACACACGUGUAAUGCGGAUGGACCAGACAUUGAUUUAACAAUGCACGAUGGUACAGUACGUGAUUUAGUAUUCCAACCAGAGAGUUCCCAUGGGACUGUAUUAAUAAGCGGUGGUGCUGGUGACUGUAAUAUCUACGUCACUGAUUGCAACCAGGGGCAGAUGGUCCACGCUAUGGCCGGACAUUCCGGUCAUGUGCUGUCGCUGUAUGCUUGGGGCGCGCAUAUGGUGGUAUCCGGCUCGCAAGAUAACACAAUACGUUUGUGGGAUUUGCGUACGCCGCGCUGCGUUCAGGUCAUCGGAACACCAGGAUCUGAUGCAGGAAAAGGCACAGCUUCAGCCACUGUCUGUGUUGAUCCAUCGGGCCGUCUGCUAGCCUCCGGUCACGAAGACAAUUCCUGUAUGUUAUACGACAUCCACGGAGGACGCAUCGUACAGACGUAUCUCAAACACAAAGGGGAAGUGCGCUCUGCGAGGUUCUCACCCAAAGCUCUGUAUCUUCUCUCUGGAUCAUAUGACGGUACUGUGCUCACCAGCGACUUACAAGGAGAUCUAACUCGGCCCUUACCAACGGCAGUCGCAGCUGAGCAUAACGAUAAGGUCAUUCAAUGUCGAUGGCAUCCUACGGACUUAACGUUCCUUAGCUCCAGUGCUGAUCGUACGGUUACGCUCUGGGCACCGAUCAACCAAGGUUAGGUUAGCUGCUUACCACUGGUGCCCAACACUAGUGCUGAUCAUGGGCACCGGUCUAAGGUUGGGUCACUGGUGUCCAUCACUAGUGCUGUAUCAUACGGUUAUGCUAUGGGUACCGCUGUAAGGUUGGGUUAGUUGAUUACCACUGGUAUUCAUCACUAGUAAUGCUGACCCGAGGGCCCAAUUUCCCAGGCUCUGCUUACCGCGAAAUACUGGGCUUUCAAACACCAUUCUCCGCUUACUGUGCAAGCACUGAAUUUCUGCGCUUGCUGCGUUAGCGAAAAAAAUAACUAAAGUAACUAAGCACAAAUUCCGUGCUAACCAUUGAAAUAUGCUUGACAUAAGCGCAGAAUUCUCUGCUUCCGUUAGCACCGAUUGUUUGCUAGCAGUAGCCUUGAAAAUGGGCUCAGAUGGUUACACUUUGGGCACUGCUCUAACUCAGGUUGGGUUAGUCGGUUACCAAUGGCUUUGUUCUCAGUAUACGUAGUCUUGUAGUGAAUUUGUACAGUAGUGUGUAUAAUUUAUUAGCUUUGAUGUACAGAUGGACAUGGACUACUGCCUGCUGUAGACUGGGGGUAUUCAAUGCAUGUGCAAUAUUUGCAAGAGACAAAGAGAAGUGUCAUUAAUGGUAGAGUAGAGUUCACUCCUUUUUAGCCCUGCCCCCUUCUAAACAAUAAGGUUUAUCGCGAUUCAGAACCGCAAUGCUUUGUGGGAAGGCAUAGGGGGCAGUUUGCUAUGCAGUGUAUGUUUUCAUGCACGACUCACGCACGCAUCGCCUAUAUCUUUGUGUGUGUUCAACAGCGUCCUCUCUUGAUAUUUUUCUAUUCGCGAUAAACCUUAUGGUGGGAGGUUUUUUGGCACUGAGUGUUUGUACACUAUGUCUGCAUACGGUGAUUACUUUGCCAAACAAAUAUUGAAGUUUUACUUUUAAUAAAUAAUGGAAGAUAAUACUUUGGUAGUUAAUCUCUUAAGCCUCAUUUGGGUAAAGUGAAUUUGGUAAAGCACUUUUGGUUAAGCGCUUUGUUUAAGACAAACAUGGCUGAAGAAAGUUGAAGGAAUGUUGGCACCUUUUAAGGCCUCCAAACUAGUUAAACUCUCCCAAGAUUGCUUUAAAUUUAGUGUCUAGUAUAGUGGACAUAAUGAUUAAACCUUGGGUAUACAUUAAGCAAUGUGAGUUUAAUGUGUUAGUGUUAUUAUUAUUUAUUAUUAUUAUUAUUAUUUAUUUGACCUCAACAAAUACAAGUACAUCAAAAAGUA